AUGGACUGAAAGAGAAAUACUAUAAAAAUUAAAUCGUGAAGCGUAUCUUUUGAUUGAUUCUAAAAAACAAAACAAAACGUAGUCUCUGAAGACGCUGGAAACCGGAAAUCCUUUUACCAAUUUUGCACAGUGUUAUAGAAUAGUAUUUUUUUCCCCUGGCCUACGUUAAAGUUGAACCUUAUUAGACUAAAGAUUUCAGCAUAUUGCAUAAAAAGUAUCUUUGUUAUUUAUGUAUUUAAGGCCUGUGGGCGUCGAAAACCUGUAAAUGUUUUCACAGACAUUGCACAACAUUCAAAGACGUUAAUUUUCUCUUUUGGCCCAUGUUUGAAGUUAAAUGCUUACCUAAGUAUUUUUUUUUUUUGCGUAGAUAUAGAAACAGUGCUUAAAAAAUAAAAAUGAAAAUCAUGCCAACAAUAAUCUUAUUUUGAAAUGUCAACCGGAGGUGGAAACCAAACUAGUAUUAGUACCUCAGUAGCCUAGCACUAGUGUACGUCUCUCACCGGUCGGUGUUGCCAACAAACUCUCCCUGUCAUGGCCGUGCUGCAGUGUUGUACGUUAUGACAACCCACGCCGCGAUGAUGACCGACAUCUCUGAAGAGCCGGAAAAGGACAACUUGCUCGAAGCGCCACGAAGUUUGACGGCACCCGGUUGUGGCACAAGGCCCAAAAAUGGUGAUGGAAGCAUCAGGCCGACAGAGAAGAGAGGACCUUACAUCAUGUCCAGAGCGCCGGCCAUCCACCUCAAACUACAAAAACACAGGGAGCUAGCUAGGAAAGCUCUGAAGAAGAAGGGUUUCUCACCAGGACCUCCUGUCAUGCAUCAGCCCAGACAAGGAGCCAAGAGAAAAGUCAAGUAUAACAAGGGCUACGCUGCUUUGAGUCAACAUGCUGAGGAAACUUUGAUUGCACUGGAUUCAGACAGUGAUAACGAGAUUGAUUUUGAGCAGUGCUCCUCGGGCUAUUCCUCGGCUGAGAUCCAUCCGGACCUGAAUAGGCAGCUGCUUCAAGAUGGCUACCGACUGGAUGAGAUUCCCGACGAUGAGGACCUGGACCUGAUUCCGCCCAAAGCCAUGGGUUCGUCCGUGUGCUGCUGCGUGGAGGUUCCGUCCUGCUGUACGCAGUGAAAGGCUGCCACUCUAUUGCGUCCCACCAAAGCAGGUUUGUAGUGGGUGUCGGACGCUGGCACUUGCUGCAUUCUUGCUGUCCCAGCACUGCAGCUGUUUCCUUCUCUGGAACCGGCCGGGCUUCUUCUGAGUUGCACGACAGCACAGGUGGACAGCAGGGAAAAAAAAAAAAAAAGCCUUAUCCACUGUGACUUUGAAGCUUGACCUAUUUUUCCAUUUUUUUUUUUUUUUAUAUGCAAGCAGUACAAAUCGUCACUUGUCUGGACUUGUGGCGUCUUAAUGUUUCAUCUGCAAUUCUAACAUUAUCUGACUGCUGUUACAUUAUGCCACAUAUUCUCAUAUUUAUCUGCUUAAUGGUUUUCUAUAUCUUAGGAUAUCAAAUACACAAAGUGUCUGUAUGGGGUUGAGUGAUGGUUUUUUUUUAAUGGAUGUAAUGAUUUGUAUGAUCAUUAAUGGGCAUUGUUAUGAUACUGAGACUCACUCCCCUGCUAAGAGGUAAUAGGGCCACAUUGGAAAAGAGGGGAGGGGCAACUAUACUACAAGAAUAAAGUCUCUUUUUCGGAGGAAAAAUAAGCACUUUAAUAUUACAUGAAAAGUUGUAAUACUAUAAGAAACGUCCUAUUUUUAUGACUCAUAUUGUGAGGGGAAAAAAAAAAUUCUGGGCUAACAUAUAAGCGUUAUGCUUCCAAGAUAUGGUUUUAUUCAUGUCGCUUAACAAGUACUUUUCCACCACAUUGGGACUUGUUUCAUGGAACAUAAAUAGCCUUGCAACAUCCAAUAUUUACUGUCAUAUCAUUAUGACUUUGUCAUAACUAUACAUGUUUAGUCCAUAUUACUUUUUUUUACAACAUUGGAACUUUAUUCUCAUAAUGUUACGUCUUUAUUCUCAUGUUGCAUUGUUCUUGUCACGUUAGUGUGUUAUUCUUGCAAUGUUGGAAUUAUUUUAUACUCACAUUGCAACCUAAUUCUUGUAAUAUUACAACUUUAUCUUAAUCAUAACAGGAUUUUUUUUCUUGUACCAUUAGGACUUUAUUCUUGUAACCCCAGCUUUAUUAGUGUAACGUUCCAUCUUUAUACUUGUAACAUAACUGCUUCUUUCUUGGAGCAUUAUGUUCUUGUAAUGUUAGCUUUAUUCUUAUAACAUUAUGACCUCAUUCAUGUAACAUUAAGACUUCAUUUCCAUAACCUUAUAACAUUAGUCUUGUUACAAUGGGACAUCACAGUCUCAACACUGACUUUAUUCUUGUGAUGAUAUUUUAUUCCUGCAGUAUUAUGACUCGUCAUAUUAAAACUAAAUCCAUAAAACAGA
Syngnathoides biaculeatus (alligator pipefish) is the source of this 2433-nucleotide messenger RNA. It is a transcript of the gene fam219b, whose product is annotated as family with sequence similarity 219 member B. The record is from RefSeq and is a predicted model, not a curated record. The transcript is spliced from 6 exons. NCBI's taxonomy places the organism in Eukaryota, Metazoa, Chordata, Actinopteri, Syngnathiformes, Syngnathidae. Bases 558 to 1124 code for a protein of 188 amino acids.